GUACAUCAAAAGGUAACCCAAGCAAAAGUCACUAAUAUUGCACGAUAAAUUGAAUAUCGGCCCUGCGCGACGAGCUGAGCAUUCGAGCAAUUCUAUCGAACAUGCAAACACCAUAAGUACGCAGUCAUGGCAGCUCCUUCUCAGUCUGUCAAUGGAGUCCUUCAAGUGCCUGCCGCCAUACUUAAAAAGAAUGACACAAAGCCCGCCAACACGCCCAAAGCAUCUCGAAAACCUGCAGAAAGGCUCAAGGUGAUAAUACGACGGCUUCCUCCGGGCCUUACAGCAGACGAAUUUGGCACGAUUAUUGGCGAGGAAUGGAAAGUUGGAGCAGGGAAAGUGAAUUGGUUCCAGUACAAACCCGGGAAGGUCUCAAAGGAUUUUUCGAAGCCGUCUAGACCCGCGCGAGCCUACUUGAAUGUCACAGAUGAAAGCCACUUGAUACCUUUGAAGGACAAAGUGCUGCAGAGCAAUUUUAUUGAUGCAAAGAACACAACCAAAGACCCCGCACUCAUAGGACCACCGACAUUGGAGUAUGCACCAUACACUCGUGUACCGCUCGGCAAGAAAAGGACAGACGCACGGCAGGGCACAAUAGAUCAAGACCCGGAAUUCAUCGAUUUCCUUCAGAGUCUCACGAAUCCAGUGAUCAAACCAACCUCACUUGACGCAGACCCAGCGCCAAAGAAGGAGGAAAUUACGACGACCCCAUUAAUUGAGCACCUCCGGGAAAAGAAAGCAGCAAAGGAGAAAGCUAGCAAGUCGGGCAAGGGCAAACAAGAAUCUAAAGAGACAAAGGGCGAAAAGGCGAACAAGAAAGCUGCUAAGGGUCAGGGUGAUUUGCAAGAGAAGCCGAAGAAGCUCACCAAGGCAGAGAAGGCUGCCCAACAAGCUGUUAAAGUACUGAACAAAGAAGCUGCAAGUGGGACAGACAAAGCUGCAACUGUUCAGUCGGCGGCGAAAGGUGCAAGCGAGCGCAAACCUGAACGUGCCGCGAGACCCAUUAGUGUCGCAGCAAGAAUACAGCAAGAUCUUGGGCUAUCACCGGCUGUUAAACGAACAAAGCGUGAGGUUAAUACCGAAGCUCAAGCAGCAGGUGCGGCAAUUUCGGGAUCCCAAGACGCUCCUGCUACUCAAUCGCCCAAGAAAGGACCAAAGACGCCCAAGUCAGCUAACACGACAGAGAAGUCGACUUCAGAGACAGCCGAUGGAUCUAAAUCAGUGCCUACCAGCUCUGCCCCGCCCACUGUGCUAAAGAAGCCCCCCCAAGGAGCAAAGGCACAGGCAAUGGCUCAACCAACCGCACCCAAAGGCCCAAAGGCACAAAAAACUGCACAACCCGCGCAACCUCCGCAGAGCAACUCUUCUCCAGCUGCCUCGUCGUCAGCCGCGGCGGCUACAUCCGCAGAACCGGCAGCGCUCCCUCGUCAAGCCUUCCUUAAGCACGCAAACCCAUCUCAGGGCAUCACGGAAACUCUUAUAGCGGACGCCUUGUCCGCUUUUGGUGCCAUCGAAAAGGUUGAAAUCGACCGCAAAAAGGGCUUUGCAUAUGUCGACUUCGCCGACAACGAAGGCAUGAAGAAGGCCAUUGCUGCGAGCCCAGUUAAGGUUGCGCAAGGGGCAGUUCAGGUGCUCGAGAAGCGAGACAAGUCGUCCUCAGCAUCAGGAAGAAACCCACCAUCCGGACCUGCGCAUAUGCCAAGGGGAGGAUUCCGAGGCGGUCGGGGCGGAAGGGGUGGAAGAGGAGGGGCAAGGGGUGGAGGCAAAUCUGCUGGAGGCCCAGCGAGUCCUUCCCCCAGUAAUGCUACGCCCGCUGCUCCAAAUGCGCCCACUUGAGAAUUAUCUGAACACUUCUGUGAAUAGCAUUCCACACAUGUCUUACUCCGGGCCCUACGUCUGAUUGGACGACUAUAAUUACGUUUCGGCAACAGUUACAAGCACGUUGCUCAAAUUACAGUAUCUACCGAUCGAGUGAAACGAUCAGGGCCCGACAACAAAACGAAGGAAACCUCAAAUCCCCAGGUUGCAUAGUAGAGGCAUACAUGAAGGGGGAUGAGAUACAUGGCGAAGUACUCUUUUUCGAGUCGACGAAGGCAUGACGAGUACGUGGGUCAUGAAUAGGAAGUCUGACGAGAUGAUCCAUCUUUCAUGAUAUGUAUAGACCCUAGUCAUCAGCUUACUUGAUCUAAUGUGUGCAUUUCUUCAG
This is a messenger RNA of Verruconis gallopava, 2203 nucleotides long. RefSeq lists its product as uncharacterized. The record is from RefSeq and is a predicted model, not a curated record. The transcript has a single exon. Gene Ontology annotation, cellular component: cytoplasm; nucleolus. The coding region runs from base 127 to 1833 and encodes 568 amino acids. Gene Ontology annotation, biological process: nuclear-transcribed mRNA catabolic process, nonsense-mediated decay; positive regulation of translation. Gene Ontology annotation, molecular function: mRNA binding. NCBI's taxonomy places the organism in Eukaryota, Fungi, Ascomycota, Dothideomycetes, Venturiales, Sympoventuriaceae.